AUGGGUCUUCUCCAAGAAAUCUACUGUCCGGAGCAGAUUGUUAUACCACAGGAUUUCCACAACACCCUGAAACAGUACGCCAAAGCGGUCAUUAGAACGCAGCCGUUUGAUUUAUUGCGGUGGUCUGCUGCUUAUUUCCGAUGUUUGGCUCUGAAUGUACGGCCCCCGGUGAAGCCUCGCUUCGAAUCAAUCGUGCGAAGUGGUGCUCUCACUAAAGGAAUUAUUCGUGUUCUAAUCGAUCAGCUCGGCAAAGGCUAUUACGUGCAAAAGAAGAUACUGCUGGAGAAGUGGGAAGGUUUAUGUCUUCCGGAAGAAGACUUAUUGAAUGUCCUGUCGCUGUUACGGAUGCUGAAUUGGUCCCAGCUACACUGGUUGAAGAUUGUUGCCGUGUUCAUUGGUCUGCUGUGUAACAAUCUUGCGGGAACCGCAGAAAUGAUCUGUGAAAUGCUGACCGAAGAUCCGGAUGGUGGUGCUGCCUCGGUGCCGCUCUGGAUGUUCCAAGAGUGCUUUGUUGCCGUGGCCGAUUUGGACUGCGGAACGGCGCAAAAGUUCGUCAACGGGCGGAAAGUUCUGGACGAAGAUACUGGCGCCCUGGAGGAGGAACAUUUACCGCCCACACUGCCGAAAGUUUUGUCAACAAUUUCAUUUAAAAAUGCCAUUAUUGACAAGUACCGCUCCGUGCUGGAGCAAGAACCCGAACGAGGCGCUGCACCACCCGGCUCUGGCAACGUCGAUGACAAUGGACAACUUUCCCAACCAUCAGCCGUUCCCUCGAGGCUGGAAUCUGACUUCAAGUUUCUAGGCGACGACACUGACGUGCACGAAGUGCUACGCCGUGCGCCCGAUUUCGAUAGCGUGAUUGUGCUUCUCAAGAAGCUCCGAACGGACGAGGCACAACAAAGUAUCAACGUGGCGAAAUUGUCAGAGGCCCAGCUUGACCGGACCCGAGAACGUUCUAGGCAAAUCGAAGACCUCAAGGCAACGCUCAGCGAGGAGGAAUAUUUCAAGCUGAAGGAACAGGAACGGCACGAACUACUGAAGGCAAUGGGCCCUCCCUGGCUGAUGUUGUAUCUCUUCUCGCAAGACUGCUCCCGAACUAGAUCGUUCAACUAUGUUGAACAAUCGUCCACGUCCAUCUCUGAUGGAUCGGUUUCGGUUUACUCGACGGAGAGCAUUGCUGAGGAUGAUUUCGAGGCGAGUCUCGGUAACGCGAUUGCGCCAGAACGUCGUCGGAAAUCAAGCUACUGCCUACCGGCGACUGUACGAGCCAGAAUGAGCGUCAGCGCCCACUCAGCCGCCGCCGUAGCGAACGAGGUACUCUCGAAAGUAGUGUGCGCAAUCGACCAGGCAAUUAUCGAUGGUGAGUGCGAACUGUCGGUGGGUUCGAUUUCCGAAUUCUUUGAGCAAAAAUCGAACGCCAGCGAUGACUUCCUAUCAGCGGCCGAUCACGAAAGGCUACAAUCUUUCCUGAAAGAGGCCGAAACCCGCGAACUUGCAGUUAACGAUCUCAACGAGCUGUAUAAUUUCUUUGUAAGCGAAAGCUUCAACUGUGCACUUCAGGGCAAUGGGCGCGCACAACCUGCCGACAAUACCCAGGAGAUUUUCCAUAUCUUUGGCGAAAGCGGCAUUGAGGUGGAUGCAAAUCUGUUGGAGGCAAAAAUAUCGGAUAACAUGAUUCUCGGGUUAGUCUCACCGCCUCCGAUAGACGAACCCGCACCAACUUCAUUGCCCGUUGUUGAACAACCAGAAAACAGUACGUCGGUGGCAAGCGAGAUAAACCGAUUCCUUGGUGCCGUGUCUCUUUCCCCACCGGUGGAAGUACCGGGCGUGCAGGAAGGAACGACUCAAACCGAACCCAUCGAGAUUGCCUGUCGGCAGCGUAAAAAGCCUUUCAUUCCAUCGGCAAAUGAACAUAUCGCGUACAAGUGCCAAAUUUCUCCAAUACCAGGCAUCGGUGCGCCGCUCGAUGUGCAACUUCGCGAUAGGUUAAUGGAAUAUCUGUCCCAGCGUGCAGCGGAGCAGCAAGGGCUGAUCUAUCCGCGCAAUUUCCGGGAGACAUUAUGCCCGAAAAUUGAUUAA
Molecule: messenger RNA, 2079 nt
Organism: Anopheles coustani
Lineage: Eukaryota; Metazoa; Arthropoda; Insecta; Diptera; Culicidae
Exons: 7
Coding region: 1-2079 (692 amino acids)
Source: RefSeq, a predicted model, not a curated record